Molecule: messenger RNA, 1641 nt
Organism: Fusarium tjaetaba
Lineage: Eukaryota; Fungi; Ascomycota; Sordariomycetes; Hypocreales; Nectriaceae
Exons: 3
Coding region: 1-1641 (546 amino acids)
Source: RefSeq, a predicted model, not a curated record
AUGGCCGAGAUGGCUGGGCGUAUUGCAAGUCUAGAGCGCAGUCUUGCCGAAGCAACUACACGUAUGAAUCUGCAUUGUAACAGCUUCGAACCAAGCACGACUACGGAUGAGCAUGACUCACCCAACGACUUGCUAAUACAUAAGAGCUCGAGUAGCCAAUAUCUUGAUGAGAUAAUGGUAACCCGAUCUCUUGGUGAAGACAAAAGCAUUGCAUCCGCGAUUGUAACAUCACAGUACGAACAAAGAGAACUUCAAAGCUCCCCCUUUGAUACAAAGGGAAUCAUGUCCUCUCCCUGCUAUACCCAGAAUCCUUCUACAUUUCACCCUAGCAAAGCUAUUGCCAUCCAGCUUUGGAAUAUCUACCUGAACAACGUCGAGAUUAUCCUCGGACUGAAGUUGACACACAUUCCUACCGAUGAAAUCAGAGUUUACUCAACUAUAGAUGAUCCCAGUGCUGCAAAGUUCGAUGACCUUGCAUUUUGCUUUAGCAUCUACUUUGCAGCGGCUGUGUCACUUGAAGAGUCGACAUCGCUCUUGCUGGAUAAGAGCACCGACCUUCAGCGUUUCAAAAUGGGAAUCGAACAGGCCUUUGCUCAUGGAGACUUUUUCAAUCGGCCAACAUCGACUGGUUUACGAGCGGCAGCUAUAUACCUCGAUGGCACCAAGCUUGGGUUGCCACCCUUUGAGUCGGAGCUUCGUCGAAGACUUUGGUGGCAUAUCAUCACCAGGGAUAGCCGGUCCGGUGAAGACUUUGGUUUGGAGGACCCCAAUGACCUGCUAUUGACAUCAGAUGUCAAACUACCCUUGAAUAUCAAUGAUGCGGACAUCUUCUUUGAAAUGGAGGAGUUACCAGUGGAGCGGACCGAAUGGACCAGCAUGACCUUCUCAUUGAUCAAUUUCGACUUAGCUAAGGCCAUGGAAAGUCUCAAAGCCCGUAACCCCUCAACAUCGACGCUCAGAAAAGAAGGGAGGGACAAAAUACUUCAAGAAGUGCAUACUAGAGUCCAGACAAGGCUUGAGAAGUGCAACCCAAUAACGCCGCACGAACGACUUACAGUCCACUGCGCAAACUAUCUUCUACGAAAGCUCGACUUUGUCACAAACCAACAAUGGCUCUUAUUACAGAAGAGUGAAGUCAAUGACGGCGUACUAAAAGAAGAAACACUUGUCGCUGCGUUGGACAUCCUGGAAGCGAGGACAGCUGGCGAUGAUCCUUUUCUAGCGCAGUUCUCAUGGGCUAAGAAGGUUCAUCCGCAGUACCAUGUGACAUUGUAUGUUCUGUGGUAUUUGUGCACUAAGCCGCAAGGUCCACACGUCGAGCGCGCGUGGGUGGCUUUAGAUAGAAUCUUCGAACAGGAGAUGGCUUUUGACUUCAUUGGCUGUACUGGAGCUAAACCAGCUGUCUUGAAGGCGUUGAGGACAAAAGCCGAAACACUGAGGAAGAAUCUGGACGCACCAACUGCAAGGGCUGGAUGUAGCUUAGAACCUGCUACAUCGACUGAGCUAGAGCACAGUGAGGACCCUUUGAAAUUCAUUGACCACUUUAAUUUGGAGGAAGAAGUUUUUGAAGAUGGAGUUCCAUGGUCUUCAUGGACUUUGCUGCUCCAGGACCUUCAAGCGGAUCAAACGUUAUUUCAAUAA